UUCAAAUCAGUUAAUGCCGGUAGGCUCAUUGUUGUUGAUCUUCGUGGCAAUCUUACAGUGAAAAUACUCGAUAAAUAUAUAUUUGGUGAUUGUUUUGAUUGUUGAACGUCAAAAGAAACAUCGUUCAAGAUGUAUGACGAUCAAGAUCCCUAUGACGAUGAUGAAGGGCAAGAAAUAUCUUCCAAGCUCUGGCAAGAAGCUUGUUGGAUUGUCAUCAAUGCAUAUUUUGAUGAAAAAGGUUUGGUGCGACAACAGCUUGACAGCUUUGAUGAAUUUAUUGAGAUGUCUGUUCAGAGAAUCGUUGAAGAUUCACCCGUCAUCGAAAUUGUUGCCGAAGUCCAACAUACAACUGGCGAAAUUGAGAAACCAAUGAAGCAUCUUGUAAAAUUUGAACAAAUUUAUUUAUCUAAACCUACACAUUGGGAAAAAGAUGGUGCUCCGUCGCCCAUGAUGCCUAAUGAAGCAAGAUUGAGAAAUUUGACUUAUGCUGCACCACUUUAUGUUGAUAUUACAAAAACUGUAGAAAAACCAGAUGAAGAAUGCACAUCGCAACAUCAGAAGACAUUCAUUGGGAAAAUUCCAAUUAUGUUGAGAUCUAAAUAUUGUUUAUUGGCUGGUUUGGCUGAUCGUGAUUUAACUGAAUUAAACGAGUGUCCUUUGGAUGCUGGUGGCUAUUUCAUCAUCAAUGGAUCUGAAAAAGUACUGAUAGCUCAAGAGAAAAUGGCUACCAACACCGUUUAUGUUUUUAGUAUGAAAGAUGGUAAAUAUGCCUACAAGUGUGAAAUAAGAUCUUGUUUAGAGCAUAGUUCGAGGCCAACUUCGACAUUAUGGAUCAACAUGAUGUCUAAAAGUGGAGCAAAUCUUAAAAAAUCAGCUAUAGGCCAACGAAUUGUAGCAGUUUUGCCAUACAUCAGACAGGAAAUUCCUAUCAUCAUUGUAUUUCGAGCACUUGGAUUUGUAGCUGAUCGUGAUAUACUUGAGCAUAUCAUUUAUGAUUUCGAUGAUCCUGAAAUGAUGGAAAUGGUAAAACCAUCUUUUGAUGAGGCAUUUGUGAUACAAGAACAAAACGUUGCUGUCAGCUUUAUAGGGGCCCGUGGUUCAAGGCCAGGUAUCACAAAAGAAAAACUCAUAAAGUAUGGCAAAGAAAUUUUGCAAAAAGAAAUGUUACCUCAUGUUGGUAUAAGUGACUUUUGUGAAACAAAGAAAGCUUACUUUCUUGGAUAUAUGUUUCAUCGAUUGCUUUCUGCUUCUCUUGGCCGUCGUGAGCUCGACGAUCGAGAUCAUUAUGGUAACAAACGUCUAGAUUUGGCUGGUCCAUUGCUAGCAUUCUUAUUCCGAGGUUUGUUCAAAAAUCUCAUGAAAGAAGUUAAAAUGUAUGGUCAAAAGUUCGUGGACAGAGGAAAAGAUUUUAAUUUAGAACUUGCCGUAAAGACCAAAAUCAUUACAGAUGGUUUGAGAUAUUCUUUAGCUACUGGUAAUUGGGGUGACCAGAAGAAAGCCCAUUUGGCAAGAGCCGGAGUAUCUCAGGUAUUGAACAGGCUCACUUUUGCUUCAACACUCUCUCAUUUGAGAAGAGUAAACUCUCCAAUUGGCAGAGAUGGUAAAUUAGCCAAGCCUCGUCAAUUACAUAAUACUCUGUGGGGAAUGUUGUGUCCAGCUGAGACCCCUGAGGGAGCUGCUGUUGGUCUGGUAAAAAAUUUAGCUCUUAUGGCAUACAUCAGUGUUGGAUCCCAAGCAUCACCUAUUCUUGAGUUUUUGGAAGAAUGGUCCAUGGAAAACUUGGAAGAAAUUGCUCCAAGCGCAAUUAAUGAGUCUACGAAGAUAUUUGUCAAUGGUUGCUGGGUAGGCAUUCACAGAGAUCCAGAGCAACUCAUGAAAACUCUUAGAAAAUUGAGAAGGCAGAUGGACAUCAUUGUGUCAGAAGUAUCAAUGAUCAGAGAUAUUCGUGAUCGUGAGAUCAGAAUUUAUACCGAUGCUGGCAGAAUCAGUAGACCUUUACUGAUUGUUGAAAACCAACAACUUUUGUUGAAAAAAUCUCACAUUGACAUGUUGAAAGAAAGAGAUUAUAACAACGAUGGAUGGCAAGAAUUAGUUAUGAGUGGAGUAGUGGAGUACAUCGAUACUCUAGAGGAAGAAACAGUAAUGAUUUCCAUGUCACCAGAUGAUCUGAAACAAGGCAAGGAGUACGCUUACUGUACAACUUAUACACAUUGUGAAAUUCAUCCUGCCAUGAUUUUGGGUGUUUGUGCCUCAAUCAUUCCAUUCCCUGAUCACAAUCAAAGUCCCAGAAACACCUAUCAAAGUGCUAUGGGUAAACAAGCUAUGGGAGUUUACAUUACCAACUUCCAUGUUCGUAUGGACACUCUAGCUCACGUCCUUUAUUAUCCUCACAAACCUCUUGUCACUACCAGAUCGAUGGAAUACUUGAGAUUCAGAGAAUUGCCAGCAGGCAUCAACAGUAUUGUAGCUAUCUUGUGUUACACCGGUUACAACCAAGAAGACAGUGUCAUCCUUAAUGCAAGUGCAGUCGAAAGAGGAUUCUUUAGAUCUGUAUUUUACAGAUCUUACAAAGAUGCCGAAGCGAAAAAGUUCGGCGACAGCGAAGAACAGUUUGAGAAGCCAAACCGCCAGACCUGCCAAGGUAUGCGUAAUGCCUUGUACGACAAAUUGGACGAUGACGGAAUCAUUUCACCAGGUAUUCGUGUAUCCGGUGACGAUGUUAUCAUUGGAAAAACCAUGACUCUUCCAGAAAACGACGACGAGUUGAAUAGCACAACAAAACAAUUCACAAAGAGAGAUGCCUCGACAUUUUUACGUAACAGUGAAACUGGAAUCGUCGAUCAAGUUAUGCUGACCUUGAACAGCGAAGGCUACAAAUUCUGCAAAAUUCGAGUCCGCAGUGUACGUAUCCCUCAAAUCGGCGACAAAUUUGCAUCUCGUCACGGUCAGAAAGGUACCUGCGGAAUCCAGUACCGUCAAGAGGACAUGCCCUUCUCGUGCGAGGGCAUCACACCCGACAUCAUCAUUAAUCCUCACGCCAUCCCAUCGCGUAUGACGAUCGGUCACUUGAUCGAGUGCAUUCAGGGCAAAGUUUCGUCGAACAAGGGAGAAAUCGGCGACGCUACGCCCUUCAACGACGCCGUCAAUGUACAAAAGAUUUCAAGUCUCCUCGUGGAUUACGGCUAUCAACUUCGAGGCAACGAAGUCAUGUACAAUGGCCACACCGGCCGCAAGAUCAAUGCCCAAGUUUUCUUGGGUCCGACCUACUAUCAGCGUCUCAAACAUAUGGUGGACGACAAAAUCCACAGCAGAGCCAGAGGACCUGUACAGAUUCUGGUCCGACAGCCCAUGGAGGGUAGGGCCAGAGAUGGAGGCCUGCGUUUCGGCGAGAUGGAGCGCGAUUGUCAAAUCAGUCACGGAGCAGCUCAAUUUCUGCGUGAACGUCUCUUUGAAGUGUCGGACCCUUACCGCAUUCACGUUUGCAACUUUUGCGGUCUGAUUGCCAUAGCCAAUCUGAAAAACAACACCUUCGAAUGCAAAGGCUGCAAGAAUAAAACACAGAUAUCUCAAGUUCGAUUGCCCUAUGCGGCCAAGCUUUUGUUCCAGGAGCUUAUGUCGAUGAACAUCGCUCCACGUCUUAUGGUAGUCUCCUAAAUCCAUUUGCUUGUAAAUAUUACAGCAACUGUUAGUUCGUUUAAUUUUGUAAAUAUAUUUAAAAAAAGUACAUUCAAUAUACAUCAGUAUUGUACAUCAGAUAUACAAUAUUCGUUAAUAAAUAAUUUUACUAAUUUA
Molecule: messenger RNA, 3792 nt
Organism: Trichogramma pretiosum
Lineage: Eukaryota; Metazoa; Arthropoda; Insecta; Hymenoptera; Trichogrammatidae
Product: DNA-directed RNA polymerase II subunit RPB2
Exons: 5
Coding region: 130-3654 (1174 amino acids)
Biological process (GO): DNA-templated transcription
Cellular component (GO): RNA polymerase II, core complex
Molecular function (GO): ribonucleoside binding; DNA binding; DNA-directed RNA polymerase activity
Source: RefSeq, a predicted model, not a curated record